AUGGCGGCCUGCAUUUGCGAUCCCCCAAGUCUGCAGUGGCAAAACGGGGAUCAUGUCACCGAGGUGCUGUCUCAGGGUUCACCAUCCGGUCAGCGCAGAAUCUCGCUCCAGAAGUCCUUGGCACUCGACUUUCCUUCGACCUGGCGCCGGGAGGUGUCCGGCUCUGACUCACCAGCGUCACCAUCACGCUUCCCCCUUCCCAUCGGGCACAGCCUCGCCGAGAAGCUAGGAGGUGGAAGAACAGGAGUCGUUUACAGAAUCGUUCGGAGCUCCGACGGCGAGUCCUUGGCGGCGAAGUGCGUGCAAUAUCUGGAUGAAGAGGUUCGAAAAAUCACCAUUCAGGAGUAUGAGCUCUUGUCGUCCCUCAAGCACAGCGGCAUUGUCCAGGCUUACAGCCUUCUCUGCACAGACAGCUCGAUGUGUCUCCUGCUGGAGUUUUGCGAGCAAGGUAGCAUGCAGCAAUACCUGGAGCAGAAUGGCCUCUUCGAAGAGAAAUCUGCCCUUGGACUCUUCCGGCAGCUUAUAGGAGCUGUCGACUUCUUGCAUCAGAGACGUAUCGUUCACAGAGACAUCAAGCCCGACAACUGCCUCCUGAAGGAUGGGGCACGAGCCCUGAAGCUCACCGACUUCAACAGCGCAAAGGUGAUCGGUCAAGGCGUCGGCAGCACGGUAAUGCUCAGUGAGCGCGGCACGAAGGAUUUCUCCGCACCCGAAUUGCUUCUAGGUGGUCUCUGGAAUGAGCGUGUCGAUAUCUGGGCGAGUGGUCUUUGCCUUUACUUCAUGCUUCGCGGGUCUCAUCCGUGGACAUCUUUCCAACACGCGAAGAAAGCGUUCAUGGCCGGAUGCCUGCCGCAAGCUCUUCAACUGCAAGCUGCAGAUUUUUCGGCGGAGUGGGUGAGGGUAUGUGAGGAUUAA
Symbiodinium natans is the source of this 915-nucleotide messenger RNA. NCBI's taxonomy places the organism in Eukaryota, Dinophyceae, Suessiales, Symbiodiniaceae. The record is from the annotation of a GenBank genome assembly.